AGGGAGAGAGGCAGUGGGUGGGGGAGGUGCUGCUGCUGCUGCUGUACAGGGGCUGGGCCUGUGGUUGUUCAGGGAGAGAGUGGGGGGUGGCUCAGCAAUGUGUCUGGGGCUUCCUGGUGUCAGUGUGGUUUGUGUCAGACACUCCCUGCUCCUCCUGGUUCAGAGAAGGCUGAGCCAAGGCUCUGCUAUGGCGCCAGAGACAGAGGCUAAAAAGAGAGCUGCCUACAUGGCUGUGGACAAGUAUGUGCAAAAUAACCAAGUCCUGGGGAUUGGCAGUGGCUCCACAAUUGUUCACGCUGUAAAGAGAAUAGCUGAGCGGGUGCAAAAGGAUGGUCUGAAGGUGGUGUGUGUACCCAGCUCCUUCCAGGCUCGUCAGCUGAUCUUGCAGAACAAGCUGCCGCUGAGUGAUCUGGACCAAUAUCCUGAGCUAGAUUUGGCCAUCGAUGGUGCAGAUGAGGUGGACAAUGAUCUGAACUUGAUCAAAGGCGGAGGAGGCUGUUUGACUCAGGAGAAGAUCGUUGCCAGCUGUGCGAAAAAAUUCAUUGUCAUUGCAGAUUACAGAAAAAUUUCCAAAUGCCUUGGAGAGAAAUGGAAAAGAGGAAUUCCGAUCGAAGUCAUCCCAAAGGCUUACCUCCCGCUCACCAGGACCAUAGCAGCCAGAUUUGGAGGUGUGGCGGAGCUGAGAAUGGCUGUCAGCAAAGCUGGCCCGCUGGUGACUGAUAAUGGGAACUUCAUCCUGGACUGGAAGUUUGAGAAAGUGUCUGACUGGAAGACUGUGCACUGCAGCAUUAAAAUGUUACCAGGAGUGGUGGAGACGGGUUUAUUCAUUGACCUGGCGGAGAAGGUGUUUUUUGGGAUGGAGGACGGCACGGUGGAGGUUCGAGAGAGACCGUCCCAAUGACAGCGAGCACAGGGGAGGGAGAGAGUGAGAGAGGACCAGGAUGAGAUCGAGAGAAAACGAGAGAGACGACAAUGAAACCGAGAGAGAUGAUACGAGAGACACCACGAAAGAGAACACGAAAGAGAGAGAGAGAGCGUCUCAUUCUUGCCUCCUCCUUCACCAGGAUCCAAGUUGCCUUGCUUUCCGAGCCUUCAACAAGCCAAAUACUAUAUUCUUUUUACAUUUUAUAUUGUUUUAAUUGUACAGAUUAAAAACAUUUUUUUGAUUUUCCAAAAAGAAACAUCAGUCACCUAGUUGCUUUAUUAAAAACGCCAAGUCCUGCCCCCUCUCCCUCCCUCUUUUCCUUCCACUCCCACUUCGCACCCCCUCCCCACCAUUCUGGCCACUUGUCGAAUGCCAUCAAUGGGUCCCUUUGUACAACUGAACUAAUAGGAGGUGUUGCGUAAGGGCCCCUGAUUCCCAUAAGAGAUGAGACGUUUCUGCCUGGCUUAAUCCCAUCUCUGACCGUCCUGAAUGGGGAAGGCACCUUUGACACAAUCCGAGAUAUCCUGAACCCAGGGAGAGGUUAAACCAGAAACUCUGCGGAGAGAGAAUCUCACCUACAAACAAACACUGUCACCACACCUUCUAGUGAUACCUGGGUAGCUAUUGUCAAUGCGACAAGGCAGGCGCCGUAUCAAAUGCAAAUCCUUUUAAGGAUCAUUAUCUUUGGCAAUUGCCUGGGACGACAAAUGAACCCUCCAGAGUGACAUUUGCUCUGUAAAGUCUUAAAUGUGGUUACUGUGCAGGCAAACUCCCUUUCGCCUCUCCUUCCCCCUCCACACCUCCCUUCCUUCUCUCUCCCCCC
Callorhinchus milii (elephant shark) is the source of this 1748-nucleotide messenger RNA. RefSeq names its product ribose 5-phosphate isomerase A (ribose 5-phosphate epimerase) (gene rpia). The coding region runs from base 98 to 901 and encodes 267 amino acids. Gene Ontology annotation, molecular function: ribose-5-phosphate isomerase activity. Gene Ontology annotation, cellular component: intracellular membrane-bounded organelle. The record is from RefSeq and is a predicted model, not a curated record. Gene Ontology annotation, biological process: D-ribose metabolic process; pentose-phosphate shunt, non-oxidative branch. The transcript is spliced from 9 exons. NCBI's taxonomy places the organism in Eukaryota, Metazoa, Chordata, Chondrichthyes, Chimaeriformes, Callorhinchidae.